This is a messenger RNA of Puntigrus tetrazona (Sumatra barb), 5616 nucleotides long. RefSeq names its product solute carrier family 12 member 2-like. The record is from RefSeq and is a predicted model, not a curated record. NCBI's taxonomy places the organism in Eukaryota, Metazoa, Chordata, Actinopteri, Cypriniformes, Cyprinidae. Bases 16 to 3375 code for a protein of 1119 amino acids. Gene Ontology annotation, molecular function: sodium:potassium:chloride symporter activity. The transcript is spliced from 27 exons. Gene Ontology annotation, biological process: chloride transmembrane transport; cell volume homeostasis; sodium ion transmembrane transport. Gene Ontology annotation, cellular component: membrane.
AUCACUUCACCUUUGAUGGAGCGAGAACGUUUUUACCCCCAUCAGGAGCAUCUAGAGGAUGGACCAAUCGGCUUCCAUCUGUUCCACGGCUAUAUAAAGUCUCGCAUAAACACAUCAACUAAACACAGGGGUCUGAUUCUCAAACAUCUCAACCACUUGUGGCCCAAAGAAAGAGACCUGACCUGGAAGCUCAAAGGAGCUCAAACUACUGUAGCCUGCCUUCUGAUGGAGAAUACCGGGUUCGAGAGAUCUAAAGACGACCCUCCACAGUACGAGGAGACGUCUUUUUGUGGCAAUGGGUUCAAUAACGGAGAGCGGCAGGCCGUGCGGGCAUCUGUGGUCAGCGCUUUCGGCCACAACACCCUGGACCGGGUGCCAAACGUUGACUUUUAUCGUAACGCGGCGAGCAUCAGCGGACAGAGAGCCGUCAGACCUUCUCUACAGGAGCUGCACGAUGUCUUCCAGAAGAACGGAGGCCUUGAUAUUCCCAGUCCGGUGGAGGACAGAGAGGGAGCAGACACCUCGACGCUGGGCGAUGUGGAGUCCAUCAUCCCGCUGGACGAGAAGGACACGGGAGGAGUGGUGAAAUUUGGAUGGAUCAAAGGAGUUCUGGUGAGAUGCAUGCUGAAUAUCUGGGGUGUCAUGCUGUUCAUACGGCUGUCAUGGGUGUUCGGACAAGCCGGAAUAGGUUUGGGGAUCGUGGUCGUGUUGUUGAGCAUCGUGGUGACCAGCGUGACCUGUCUGUCCAUGUCAGCUAUAUGCACCAACGGCGUGGUACGAGGAGGUGGAGCGUAUUAUCUGAUUUCCCGCAGUCUGGGGCCUGAAUUCGGCGGCUCCAUCGGUCUGAUCUUCGCGUUCGCCAACGCUGUGGCCGUGGCCAUGUAUGUCGUGGGGUUUGCUGAAACCGUGGUGGAGCUUCUCAAGGAAAGCAACGCUCUGAUAGUGGAUCCGGUGAAUGACAUCCGGAUCAUCGGCUGUAUAACGGUGGUUCUGCUGAUGGGCAUCACUGUGGCGGGAAUGGAGUGGGAGGCCAAGGCUCAGGUCGCUCUGCUGGUGAUCCUGCUGAUAGCCAUCGCCAACGUCUUCGUGGGAACAGUGAUUCCCUCCACACAAGACAAGCGCUCCAAAGGCUUCUUUAACUAUCGAGAAUCCAUCGCGAAGGAAAACUUUCUACCGGACUUCCGAGAUGGAGAAACGUUCUUCUCAGUUUUUGCCAUCUUCUUCCCGGCGGCCACCGGGAUUCUGGCCGGAGCCAAUAUCUCUGGAGAUCUGAAGGACCCUCAGGCAGCUCUUCCCAAAGGAACGCUGCUGGCCAUCUUCAUCACGGGGAUGACGUACCUGGGCAUCGCUCUGGUUGUCUCUGUGACGGUGGUUCGAGACGCGACGGGGAACCGCAACGACACCAUCAAACUGGGCUCCAGCUGUAACUUCUCCUCGGCCUGUGAGAUGGGCUACGACUUCUCCAUCUGCCAAACCACCAAAUGCAACUACGGCCUCAUGAACAACUUCCAGGUGAUGACCCUGGUGUCGGGGUUCGGACCUCUCAUCACAGCGGGGACGUUCUCAGCCACGCUUUCUUCAGCUCUCGCGUCUCUAGUGAGCGCGCCCAAAGUCUUCCAGGCUCUAUGCAAGGACAACAUCUACAAAGCCCUCAAGUUCUUCGCCAAAGGUCACGGGAAGAACAACGAGCCAAUCAGAGGAUACGUCCUGACCUUCUUCAUCGCUGUAGCAUUCAUCCUCAUCGCUGAGCUCAACACCAUCGCUCCCAUCAUCUCCAACUUCUUCCUGGCUUCAUACGCCCUCAUCAACUUUUCCUGCUUCCAUGCUUCAUACGCCAAAUCCCCAGGCUGGAGGCCGGCGUAUAAGUACUAUAACAUGUGGCUGUCUCUGUUCGGAGCCGUUCUCUGCUGUGCCGUGAUGUUCGUGAUUAACUGGUGGGCGGCGCUGCUCACCUACGGCAUCGAGCUCUUCCUCUAUAUUUACGUUACAGUGAAAAAGCCAGAUGUGAACUGGGGUUCGUCCACUCAAGCCGUGACGUUCAUAAAUGCUGUGAACAACGCUCUGACUUUAUCUUUGGUGGAUGAACACAUCAAGAACUUCAGGCCCAAGUGUCUGGUGAUGACGGGAUCUCCCAGAAGCAGACCGGCGCUGCUAGACUUGGCACAUUCGUUCACGAAGAAUUACGGGCUGUGUCUGACUUGUGAGGUGUUUUUGAGUUCCCGGCGGCCCAACUUCAAAGAGCUGAACAGUGAUAUGUUACGCUACCAAAGGUGGCUCCUUAACAAGAACUCCAAGGCGUUUUACACUCCUGUGGUGGCAGAAGACCUUCGCCAAGGAACCCAGUACCUGCUGCAGGCCGCUGGUUUGGGCAGACUGAGACCCAACACACUGGUGCUCGGCUUCAAAAACGACUGGCGCAUCGGAGACAUAAAGGAAGUCGAGACUUACAUCAACCUGAUCCACGAUGCGUUUGACUUCCAGUACGGCGUGGUCAUUCUCAGACUGCGGGAGGGACUGGAUAUCUCUCACAUUCAAGGCCAAGAUGACUCUUCGGCGAUGAAGGACGUGGUGGUUUCAGUGGACAUGAGCAAAGACUCGGAUGGAGACUCGUCCAAACCCUCCUCCAAGGCCACCAGUGUCCAGAACAGCCCGGCCGUCCAGAAAGAUGAGGAUGAGGAUGGCAGAGCCUACACUCGGCCGCUGCUGAAGAAAGAGAAGAGGAGUCCGACGGUUCCUCUGAAUAUGGCCGAGCAGCGGCUGUUGGACGCCAGUCAGCAGUUCCAGCAGAAGCAGGGGAAGGGCACCAUCGACGUCUGGUGGCUCUUUGAUGAUGGAGGCCUGACUCUGCUGAUACCCUAUCUGAUCGCCAACAAGAAGAAAUGGAAGGACUGUAAGAUUCGAGUCUUCAUUGGAGGCAAGAUCAACCGAAUCGACCACGACCGCAGAGCCAUGGCCACAUUGCUCAGCAAGUUCAGGAUCGAUUUCUCUGACAUCACGGUCCUGGGUGAUAUCAACACAAAGCCCAAGUCAGAGGGUUUGACAGAGUUCGCUCAGAUGAUCGAGCCAUAUAAGCUGAGAGAAGAUGAUAUGGAGCAGGAAGCUGCUGAGAAGCUGAAGAGCGAGGAGCCCUGGAGAAUCACAGACAAUGAGCUGGAGCUCUACAAAGCCAAGAGUAACCGUCAGGUCCGACUGAACGAGCUGUUGAAGGAGCACUCGAGCACAGCCAACCUCAUCGUCAUGAGCAUGCCGCUGGCCAGGAAAGGGGCCGUCUCCAGCGCUCUGUACAUGGCCUGGCUGGAAACACUAUCCAAAGACCUGCCGCCCAUCCUCUUGGUGCGCGGGAACCAUCAGAGCGUCCUCACCUUCUACUCGUAGAGCACUCUCAGACGAGCACAGCACCUCAGACUGAUGAUGAUGAUGAUGAUGAUGAUGAUGAUGAUGAUGAUGAUGAUGAUAGACGUUUCUGGACAGAGCUGACCGGAGCGGACUCCUUCCACGCUGCCGCGGCGCUCCGCAGGAGAGAUUGGCGGUGUAUGUUGUCCUCAGCUCACAGGUUUCGAGCACAUGUUGUUACACUGAUUGUUGUUAUCAUUGUUAUCAUUACUAUGACUGUCACAACUUUUUGAGUUGUGGAAUUUAAUUUUUUUUUUCCUCUUUUUAAUUUGCUCUCGAUGAAGCAAUAAUCACCUCAUUUCUUAUUUUCUCACUUUGAAGAAAACACAUGAUUCUUUGCAACACUUUUUAUAGCCUUGUGGAUGUGCCUUCCUGUGCAAUCAGAUUAAAUUCUUACACUUUUUUUCCCCUGACUGGUGAUUUAUAACGAAGUAGAUGUAGGCUGCUUGUUUCUAUUGGGUUUUAAUGUAAAUCUUCCUUGAUUUUAUCACAUUUUAGAGCGAGUGGAUUGAGGUUUCCACCGCGGCACGUUUGAAAACAAUUUUUUGCAUUUUUGUAGGCAGAUUUUUGUUUCUUCUUAAGUUUUACGUCUUCCUUUUAAGCAUUGAAUGAGUGGUGGAGUUUUAGCACAUCGUCCCUUCGUUCAAUGAUCGACCUGAACUACAGGGUGAUUACAAUCCUUCAAGUAGUCUGAUGUAAGUUUAACAGAACUAUAUUAGUUUUCCCUGGUGAAUGGGUUUGGUGUGAUGGAGAGAGGCUGAUGAGUGUCUGUCUGAAGGAGAAAGAGCGGUCAGAUCACAAUCAACCAAAUAAAUCACAGACCCUGCUACAGACCAGACCUUUGCCUUAACAGAUGAUUGUUUUACUGUCUUCAAGCCAUACUGGCUCGUGGAUUGACUGAAGCAGAAUGUGCUCCUGACCGGAAGUCCUCCCGUCUUCUGCAGUCUGGGAGAGUGAGUGUGUGUGUGUGUGUGUGUGUGUGCGCGCUCGUGUGUGUGUGUGUGCGCGCUCGUGUGUGUGUGUGUGUGCGCGCUCGUGUGUGUGUGUGUGUGCGCUCGUGUGUGUGCGCGCUCGUGUGUGUGUGUGCGUGCGCGUGCAUGUGUGUGUGUGUGUGUGCGUGCGUGUGGUUUGAAGCUGUAAGAAUGUUUUGGGAUGUGUUCCUCUAUGCAGAUGGACCGCGUGCGACUCGCUCAGAUCGUGUCUCUAAACUCAGGAUGGAGAAAGCCGAUGCGGAUUCGCUCUGUUCUGUUCCUGAAUGUCUGUCCGGUCGAGUGCUGGGGUGUUUAUCGUACGGCCCAUCAUGCCUUAGUGUAAAAGUGUUGGUCUUGGCUUUGGUUUCUGACACUAGUUUUGCUCACAGGCCGUUUGUGUACCUGAGAAAUCCUCCAUGUGACAGUUAGAAUGAAUAUAUUAUUCAUAUUUAUAGUUCUCAAUAUAAACUAGUAUUUAAAGUACUGUGUGCGCCGCAUGUUUGAUUUGAAGUGGGUGACGUUAGUGACGCUGACGGUUGGAUCGUACCUGUUCUGUGUCUGUGUGUCGUGUGGCACUCGUUCACCUGAAUCACCAACUCAACUAUCACCGGUUAUCUUCAGCGAUUAAGAUACUUGUGUAUAUUCUAGUUAGCGAUAGAGAAGGGAGAAGUCCUCUGGAAGUUUCUCAUCCUGCAGAUUGUGUUGCCAAAGUCUGUUUCACGUUUUCUCGUUAGCUUACUGCUGCGUGUCCAAACGAGUCCCACAUCCAGCUCUAGUUCACACUAUACUUCCUUACUAACUUGUAAAUAUCUUUAUCCUAACCGCAUUAAUCAAAGGAGUGGAAUAACUGCAAAUUAAUAUGGUGAGAAAUAUUUAUUUCAGGUUUUUUUCUUUCUUCUGUUACAGUAGUUUUAUGUGAAUUAUUAUUAUUAUUAUUAUUAUUAUUAUUAUUAUUAUUACUAUUAUUUUUUAGUUGUUUGGUUUUAGUCUGCAGAUUCUCAUCUUUGGUCUCAUUUUUCAGUGUUUGGUCACAUUUCUAUCUUUUAUAUGCCUUUAAAAGCUGGCAGUGGUGUUUCCCGCUGAACCGCGAGGCUGGAUCUGAUCGACUGAUUGUUCUGGAACAGUAACGUUUUGAUAUACUGUACUGUUAUUUGUCACAUGUAUGCUUUUUUCUAACAUUUUAACGGUUAAGGGUAUCAAUGCUUUGUACAUCUUUAUUGCAAUAUAUAAAAAUAAACCGAAAUGAUAAUCA